GUACAGUGAGGUGGGACACAACGGGGACUGUUGACAGAAACACGGCGUCAGAGACGCUGUUACCUGUACGUCGGCGACUUUGAUAUCAGACAGCUCGAGUCGCCAUGACGACGGAGAAGUUAACGAUGCAUGCAUUGAAGCAGAAUGACAACGUCCACCCCACCUUCAGAGCUUCGACGUCGGGUGCGGGAAGUAAAGAGCUGCCUCGUCAAAUGUCCCGAUCGGAGCUGGAUGUCCAACCCAAGAGAAGAAGCCGCGCCAUCAGUAACAGCGAGAGCUCCACCAAAUCUGUGGCACAAUCUACAAAACCGAAGAUGUCCAUCUUCAAGCUGGUAGCUGCGACGCGGGCUUGGCACAAACUCGCCACCAAGAACAGCAAGUCCCGGAGUUCGGAAAAACCGCCUCCCAAGCUGGAGAACACAUUCAGGCUGGAACCGGAUGAACGGAAGAGGUUUAUGCCCCGCAAGGUCGAGAAGCUCUUGGCUGACGUCCUUGCCGCGAGGCUAGACAAGGUUACGUACGACCCACGCACGUGUAGGGAGAUCACAACAGAUAUAUCGACUCAUAUCAAGGCCAGGGUGAAGGCGAUGGACUUCCCGCGAUAUAAGAUCGUCAGUAAUGUUAUCAUCAUGGAGAACAAAGGUCAAGGGGCAGAGGUCGCCAGCAGGUGCGUGUGGGAUGCCAAUUCAGACUCAUUCGCCACCCACACAUACAGGAACCACUCUCUAGUAGCUAUUGCAUAUGUCCAUGGAGUUUACUAUGAAUGAAGGCAAUAUAUGUCACUGACUGAAAUUUGGAUGCCUUAAAUCCUGCCACAACUAAACCAACUCCUGAAACAAUGAGGUCAAGGUUAAGGUCAUGGAACUCUUUUUAGCAGUAUUGGAUACGAACGUUUGAGACAGGUUCUGGAACAACCUUGCACAUGAGUUCAUGGUUGGACAUAAAUUUGUUAGAUUUUACCAAGACAUCUGAUUGUUGGUAUAUGAUUCUACAAUUGUAUUAUAUGACUUUGCGAAAAGUAUUCCCAUUUUCAUCACCCGAAAUGCCAACAAGGCAAAACCUCAACUCCACCUCCACAUUCCCUAUGAAAUGGCGAGCACUUAUUUAGCUGACUGUAUGUUGAGACUGGGUACAAAGACUGGCUAUUUCAGUGAACUGCGUUUACGACAAACACGCUUCUAACGAACUGGAGAAUAGAACGAACUGUCGAAUAUAACGAACUGCUUUUUCGGUCCCGGGCACCUGCUGUGUAUGUUGGUCGAGAUACUUAUCGCCGUAGUUUACUGAACACCACUUUUAUUUAUAAGCCACAAAAACCUUGCCAUAAUCUUAGACACAGAAUAGGAAGAUAAAAAUACAUCUCACGAGAAACGUUUACGCAAGAUAUGGUGACUAUUCACAGAUUAUGAACUCAUGAGAUGCAGUAUAUGACAAGACUUACAUUCAACCCCACAGCCCAGACGCAUAAAGCAAUUUUAGCGCUAGAAUUCUUUUAACUCUUAAACUGCAUACUAACACCGCUCAUGGCGCUAAGAUAGCUUUCUGCAGAUGGGUCUUGAUCUGCUCCUUGCUGGAGACAAGACUGAAAUAUGGAUAUUCAGUGACGCGUUUACAUACAAGCUGGCGUGCAACUGUACUCAUGGGGUUAAACUUUCAUGUUUUCUUAUUGUCUUUUGUUACGAUCAGGCGUUAAAACAUCCUGCUGCAUCUCGCAACAUCGUCCUCCGUGAGUCCGUAGAAAAAGCGGAAGCCUUAUCGUUUAUUCCAGAAAUGCUUGUAAAAGUGAAACUAUAUUUGCCUGUAGCUUGAUAAAAAUCAUAAUUGAC
Molecule: messenger RNA, 1826 nt
Organism: Haliotis rubra (blacklip abalone)
Lineage: Eukaryota; Metazoa; Mollusca; Gastropoda; Lepetellida; Haliotidae
Product: dynein light chain Tctex-type 5-like
Exons: 3
Coding region: 105-767 (220 amino acids)
Biological process (GO): microtubule-based movement
Cellular component (GO): cytoplasmic dynein complex; cytoplasm
Molecular function (GO): dynein intermediate chain binding
Source: RefSeq, a predicted model, not a curated record